Spizellomyces punctatus DAOM BR117 is the source of this 1092-nucleotide messenger RNA. RefSeq lists its product as uncharacterized. Gene Ontology annotation, molecular function: glucosamine 6-phosphate N-acetyltransferase activity; monosaccharide binding. Gene Ontology annotation, biological process: UDP-N-acetylglucosamine biosynthetic process. Gene Ontology annotation, cellular component: endoplasmic reticulum-Golgi intermediate compartment; Golgi apparatus; endoplasmic reticulum. Bases 216 to 917 code for a protein of 233 amino acids. The record is from RefSeq and is a predicted model, not a curated record. NCBI's taxonomy places the organism in Eukaryota, Fungi, Chytridiomycota, Chytridiomycetes, Spizellomycetales, Spizellomycetaceae. The transcript is spliced from 8 exons.
UUAAGGUUUCUUUUUUGAUCAUAGCCAGCCAGCGGUUCAAAAAAGUCAAAAGGCAUGCGAGCGCGUGCGUAGAGCCCAACGACGGAAAACAACAAAACGUUUUUGGUGACUGCCGCAGACUGCGCAGAACUUUGGCUAGGCCAAAAAAAGGAAAACGGGAAUCACAAGCUUGUGGUGCUGAGUUUGGGCUGAAGAGUUGCUACCAGUUUGGGCUCAUGUUGGCAAUCACCAAAAAAAAAAAAAAAAAACAAGAAAGCAAACGAAAAGAAACUCAAUUUACAAGUUUUGUUUACAGCACUUUCAAAAAUCUGUUGUUACGUAGGAUACUUGAACCUUGUCUCGUAAUUUCCACAUUGGGAGCGCUACCACAGCUUUUGAUAUCCCCAGGACGCAGUCCAAUUGCAUGGAUGGCUAGCUCUCCCGACUUGCAGUUUGAUCCGAGUCGGAUUCCAAAGGAGGCUGUUGCUCAAGUUCCCGAAGGCUACACGAUACGACCAUUGAAUGUGAACGACUAUGAUAAAGGAUAUCUAGAGUUGCUGUCACAGUUGACGACCAUUGGAACAAUUUCCAAGCGGAAAUUUGCUGAACGGUUUGAUCUUCUACGAGAAAGGAAUGAAUCGAAAUACUGCAUUGUUAUAGAAGAUCUUGGUCGAGGGAUCAUUGUUGGGGCAGGCUCAGUUAUCAUUGAACCAAAGUUUGUACACGAAUGCGGGAUGGUGGGGCAUAUUGAAGAUAUCGUUGUGGAUAACUCGGCACGGGGAAAGAACUUGGGAAAACUGAUCAUCAAUGCGUUAACUCUUGUCGCCAAACACUCGGGAGCAUACAAGGUCAUCCUGUCCUGUGCCGAAAAGAAUGUUGGUUUUUACGAAAAGUGUGGAUUGAAAGCCAAGGAAGUGACGAUGGCUAAUUACCUGUAGAGAACAAAGAAACGCAAUACCUUCUCCAUAGCCAUCUUAGAAUUAGGUAGUACAUCAGGUUUGGGACUUACUAUUUGAGCAUAAUGAGCAUUCAUCGACAUCAUCAUAUCUUAAUGUCAAGCGAUAUUCUAUGGCAUAAUCAGAUGAUCAGAUAUAUUGUAUAAUGAAUAUUUUC